This is a messenger RNA of Magnolia sinica, 899 nucleotides long. Its product is annotated as peptide methionine sulfoxide reductase-like. Lineage: Eukaryota; Viridiplantae; Streptophyta; Magnoliopsida; Magnoliales; Magnoliaceae. Bases 66 to 653 code for a protein of 195 amino acids. The record is from RefSeq and is a predicted model, not a curated record. Gene Ontology annotation, molecular function: peptide-methionine (S)-S-oxide reductase activity. The transcript has 2 exons.
GAUGAUAAAUUAAAAAACAUCAAGUCGUGGGAUUCCCUAUCCGGAGAAGCAGCAGCUGAAAGGCAAUGGAAGGCCAGAGCAGCAUGAACGGCAACGACAAUCCUGCCCAAGCGCCAGACCUUGAUCUCCCUGACAACCCCAAUCACCAGUGGGCCCAGUUCGGCGCCGGAUGCUUCUGGAGCGUUGAACUGGCCUUCCAACGCAUCGUCGGUGUGACGAAGACGGAAGUGGGCUACUCUCAGGGCCACGCCCACGAACCCACAUAUCGGAUGGUCUGCACUGGCAACACCAACCACGUGGAGGUUGUCAGGCUCCAGUUCGAUCCUGUCGUUUGCCCUUACACCACCCUCCUCGACGUCUUCUGGUCUCGCCAUGAUCCCACCACCCUCAAUCGCCAGGCCGGUGAUGUUGGUACACAAUACCGGUCUGGAAUCUAUUAUUACAAUGAGGCGCAGGCUAUGAGUGCAAGGGAAUCAAUGGAGCGGAAGCAGGCCGAGAUGAAGGAUAAGAAGAUUGUUACGGAGAUUCUUCCAGCAAAGAGGUUUUACACAGCAGAGGAAUACCAUCAGCAGUACCUAGAGAAAGGAGGAAGGAGAGGGAUGAAGCAGUCUGCUACCAAAGGUUGCAAUGAUCCCAUUAGAUGCUAUGGCUGACAUUGCUUUCUUCUGCUUUUUAUGUAUUGUAUGUUGAUUGUUUAAGAGUUCAUAUUUACACCUAUAACUUUGGAUUGAUACACAACAUUAGGUUUGCAGCUUGUUAUUCUCUACCCUUCUUAAUUUUCCUUGCAAAAGUACAUAGAAUAAAGGGGUGUAUGUAUUAAAAGCAUGGGAUGUUUAAAAUAGCAAAACACCUUGGUACCUUAGAAAAUAUGGGUCUUCGUGAGUCAAGAGUUACUCUUA